Anopheles maculipalpis is the source of this 2640-nucleotide messenger RNA. RefSeq lists its product as uncharacterized. The record is from RefSeq and is a predicted model, not a curated record. Lineage: Eukaryota; Metazoa; Arthropoda; Insecta; Diptera; Culicidae. The transcript is spliced from 6 exons. The coding region runs from base 88 to 2595 and encodes 835 amino acids.
AACAAAUCUGGCAAAGGCAAUCGUCCGUUUGUGACCUUCAUCCGCCUCCGGCGAGGUAGUGGGCGGACGGGCCCUGGCCCUGCAACGAUGAAGGUGGAUAAGGGCGUGUGCACCAACGGCACGUUGGAGGACCUUAACCGGGCCAUCCAAUUCGAGGCCGUCUUUUCGACGCUCGUCGAAAACAAGAUACUGGCAAUCAAGCGUGAGUGUGAGCUGAAGAAGCGGCACAAAAAGUCACGCCUCCUGCGGCGUAUCCUUUUCGGCCGCAAGGUAUCAUCGGGUGGGGCGGGAGUCGGUAGUUGCUGCCAUCGCGAGGUUUCCGCUACCAAUAGUAACAGCAGCAACGAUGCAAACGCUGCCGGCGAACCGUUGUGCCCGGGUCAGAAUGGAACUGCAGGAAGCGCGCAUCAUCAGCUUCGAGACGGGGUAGAUGUCGGUUUCUAUAGCUAUGGGCCUACACUGCCGGAAGCGUCCUUUGCCGUGGAAAACUCCACCAUUAGCGAUGGCGUUGAUGAGGUUAUAGUGGAAAUCGGUGACCUUUCGUCGCUGGUCGAUGCCGAUGGGAAUGUGGUUGUGAGAACGGCGAGCGUGGAACCCGGCAGUUAUGGAGAAGAGGCGAAUGGUCCUGCGAGUGAGUCGGUAGCAGCUGGUACCCGGUCCAGGAUGUCCGUUGCCGAAUCCGUUUCGACGAAAAGUCCCGAAUCGCUCGAAACCCGUAGAAGUAGCGGCCGUGCGUCUGUUACCGCACCCCGGAAGUCCUCCCUGCUGGAACCGGUUUCGAUUGAGAUCGAGCCAGAAUCGGAUCCGCUCAGCGCACACUACGAUAUGGAGGACAGUGCGACGAAUGUUUCGAUUGAGCUGGAUGGUGUUAGUGAUGUUUCCGACAUGCGGCGUAGCAUUGCGUCGGAACCAAUAUCUAUUAUUAAGAAUUCGACCCGAUCGCGAUACGGGCAGGGGUCGUAUCUUUCUGCCGGCAAUGCCGUUGCCAACCGACUGCGGGUGCUUGAAGCGAAGUCAAUCAGCGCCCAGAACAGCCCGAUACUGCCACGUCAGAAGCCUGCGACCGAAGGACGCCAUUUGACGUUUAGCACGGCCACCUACCAGCAGACGAAGUCGUCGGCCAAGGCUAGCGCCAUCGACUGUGAUACCUCGUUUGUGGUGGAUCUCAGCCAGUCGGAUCGGGAUCAGCAGCAGCAGCAGCAGCAACAGCAACAGCAACACAACAACUCCACUGUGAUAGUGAAGGACAAGCCGAUCGGCCAGGCGGCAGGCGGCAGCAAGAAGUCAGCACUAGUUCUAGGCGAUAAUAGCAGUAGUAGUAGCGCUAGUAAGAGAAACAAAUUAACGCAGCCCCAUUCAGCCAUUGUGGCGUCCAUCGGUCGGGCCACGGCGGCACAGCAGCAGCAUCAGCAGCAGCCGCAGCCAGAGGCGCCGUCUUCGCCUCCGCUCGGACUCAUCGAAAGCUUUAUCCAGCUGACGGCAUCCAACCUACCUGUGAUAGCAUCUACCGCACGACAUUCACCGCCGGUUAGUGAUCUGGUCAAGCUGCAGCAGCACCACCUUACCAAUACUCGCCAGCAGCAACAUCGGCCCUCCUCCCCGUCGAUCCUGCUCGACACCUUCUGUCGCGGUGAGGCUCAUCCUUCCUCCGACGCUCACUCGCCCAUUCCUUCCAGGCGUGCUAGCAAAGGAUCAGCUGCAGUACCCACGUCUGCGGAUGGUGUCUCUGCAACGGUUUCCACGGGAACGUUACAGCCUUUGCCAGCUGGCUCUGCCCAACCGAAUCAACCAACGCAGGCACAACGUAAGCCUCGGAGCUUCCUGAAACAAUCCAGCUGCGAUGUUGAGCUGCACUAUCGGCCAACCGUAUCCGGUACACGGCGAUCGAGCGCCAAGGAACACCAUCAUCACCGUAAGAGCAGCGCCUAUGGCCAUGGCGACGAUUAUUCCUCCUACAUCAUGGGCUACGACAUCAACGAGAGUGACGAGGAGAAACUGAACAAACGGAAGUACAAAUAUUUGAAGCGAUGCUCGGACCCGGUCAUAGUGUUCCCGUCGACGAGCAGCGGCACAGGAGCAGGCGUAGGUGGCGGUCCCGUCGGCGGCAGUGGCCUCCAGCAUUGCAUCCUCAGCCGUCCUCCGAAUCAACCUCUUCAAUUCCCCUACGACGAAGACUUCAUGUACGAUGUUUCACUGCAAAUUGAAUCCGAACGUCACGGGGAGCUGGAUUCAAUAGUGCCUGAGCAUAGGAGGAAGCAUAAACACAGACAUCAUCAUCAUCACCAUCGACACUGUAAGAAGAAAAGACACAAGAAGCGCAAAAUUCUGGUGCACGAUCUGGACGACCAAAGCGUAAAGGUGAUAGACCCGGACGAUCUGCCGCAACGUGCCAGAUGGACAAUCAUUGCGACCGCAUGCCUAUUACUGAUUAUGUGCCUACUAUUAGUUGGAAUCACACUGCGGAUGGCUCCCAUCAUCGACGAUAUGGUGCGCCAGGAGAACGAACGGCUCAUGCGGGAGUCGCUCGAUAGGGCGAAGAUGAUUAAAAACUACACCGAGUACAACCGGAUGAUUGGUGGCGAUGAAAUUCCUUAACGAUUUAUCCUCGGUCCGAUAUGCGAUGCGCCCGCGAUGCAGACC